This is a messenger RNA of Talaromyces proteolyticus, 1244 nucleotides long. RefSeq names its product putative hydroxybutyrate dehydrogenase. The transcript has 5 exons. The record is from RefSeq and is a predicted model, not a curated record. Gene Ontology annotation, molecular function: oxidoreductase activity. The coding region runs from base 308 to 1168 and encodes 286 amino acids. NCBI's taxonomy places the organism in Eukaryota, Fungi, Ascomycota, Eurotiomycetes, Eurotiales, Trichocomaceae.
CGAAAUGGGGAUUUGUCAUCUCGGCCGGAAAGUGAAAUAGCCAAACACCUCCGCCGACUGGUAUAAAACGGUUCUAGUUGACGAAGCUAACGGAUUUAAUUGGCGAGAGGAACCUCAACAACCGGCUAGGUUAAAGUGGCAGCAUUUCAAAGACCUAGACCCUCCUUUUCUUUUGGGUAAUUACAAACUAGAUUCAAACACUAUCAACUCUAUAUAUACAGCGGGUCAGGCAUAUCAAGGAAGGCCAACAAGGAUAUAUACCAUUAAAGUUUUGCUUCCACAAUAUAUUCGCUGCCCAUCAAACAUCAUGGCACCCUUAGUUUGGCUUGUUACUGGUUGCUCAUCGGGCUUUGGAGAGCAAUUUGUAUAUCAAAUUCUUGCCCGAGGAGACAAAGUCAUUGCCACAGGUCGCAAUGCUGCAACCAAGCUCAAGCACCUGGAAGGCACUGGGGCUGCUAUACUCGACCUUGACAUAUCUAUCUCGCCGGAAAAAGUGGCGCUGAAAGUAGAUGAGGCUUUAAAAAUAUAUGGCAGCAUUGAUAUCCUAGUGAAUAAUGCUGGUUACAUUGAAAGCUCGGCUAUUGAGGAACUGACUCCAGAAAGACUAUUGCGAAGCUUCAACACCAACGUCUUUGGGCACGUCAAUGUGACCCGUGCUCUUCUCCCGCACAUGCGUGAGAAGAAAUCUGGCACCAUUGCAUUUAUUGGUUCUCAGGCCGGUUGGAAGGGCGAUCCCAGUGCGGGAGCAUAUGUGUCUGGCAAAUUUGCACUGGAAGGCAUCGUAGAGUGUUUGCAAAAAGAAGUUUCCAUGUUCGGCAUCCAAGCGACUAUAUUUGAACCGGGGUUUUUUCGCACUCAGGCUCUAUCUCAACAGAAUAUCCGGCAUGAGCCAGGAAACAUAUCCGCAUACGAAGAAUUUAACAAAGCCGUGAUGCAGUAUGAGACGGCAGUCUACGGAAAUGAGCCUGGUGACCCAGUUAAAGCGGUGUCCCGGAUGAUUGAUGUGCUUACAGGGACAGGAAUGGCGGCUGGCAAGCCAUUUCCACCACGUUUGCCCCUUGGUACCGAUGGUCUCAAGGUAAUGCGAGACAAGUGCCAGGACACCUUGAAGUUACUGAAUGAAUGGGAGGAUUUCAUUAGUAGCACUGACGUGACGAAGGAAGAAUAAUCUAGAUUUGUUCUCCUAUGAUGAGCCACCUAUGAUAGAAUUCUGUGUUGCACGAAUAAAACAAUUCACUUUGCCA